Gracilinanus agilis (Agile Gracile Mouse Opossum) is the source of this 2651-nucleotide messenger RNA. RefSeq names its product AN1-type zinc finger protein 5-like. Lineage: Eukaryota; Metazoa; Chordata; Mammalia; Didelphimorphia; Didelphidae. Bases 204 to 923 code for a protein of 239 amino acids. The record is from RefSeq and is a predicted model, not a curated record. Gene Ontology annotation, molecular function: DNA binding; zinc ion binding. The transcript is spliced from 6 exons.
AAUACUUGCCUUACCUAUUUCUCAGGACUAUCAUGAGGAAAAACUUUGUAAAAUAAUCUAUACUUUAAAAAUUAUGUAACAAGUUCGGUGUCCUUAGAACCUCCCCUUUUUAUUAUUUGUAUAUAAAACUUCGUGUUUGUUGAUUAAGCUCAUAAUAAAAAAGAAAAUUAAAAAAAAAUUUUAAACUUUAAAGAGUUUUCAAAAUGCAAGCUAUUCUUCUUUUGGACUCCUCCAUCUCAGUGAAAGGACUCAACCUGCCUUGUUGUCUGAUGCCAGGAGCUGAGCUCAGCCCAGCCAUGGCCCAGGAGACCAACCAGACGCAGGUGCCCCUGCUGUGCACCACAGGCUGUGGCUUCUAUGGAAACCCUCGAACCAACGGCAUGUGCUCUGUCUGCUACAAGGACUUCCUCCAGCGGCAGCAGAAUAGUGGGCGAAUAAGCCCCCCAGUAGCCAGCAGCCCCAGUCCUGCUGCCCUGGAGACCUUCCCUGUAGCAUAUGCAGAAGAGGCGGACCCUACACCUGAUGAUGUCUUGGCCAGAUCGAGCUCUCAGACUCCUGUAACCCACCAGAUGACAGCUAUGAGCAUAUCCAAGGAAGAUAGCCAAAGCAAGACAGUCAGUUAUGUCCAGUCAGACGAAGCCAUCUCUACGACUCCCUCAUCAGGGUCUUUGCUCGAGACAUCUCAGAGCUCCUCUGAGGAAGAGAAGUCGUCUGAAAAAUCCAAACCGAAAAAGAACCGCUGCUUUGCUUGUCGGAAAAAAGUGGGUCUGACAGGCUUUGACUGCCGCUGUGGAAAUCUGUUUUGCGCCAUGCACCGAUACUCAGAAAAGCACAGUUGCCCCUUUGACUACAAGGCUGAGGCCGCUGAGAAGAUCCGCAAGGAGAACCCCAUCAUUGUGGCUGAGAAGAUUCGAAAGUUGUGAAGCAUGGCAUCCCUGAGGGGCACGUUCAUCCGUGCCAUUUAAGAGGUCCUUGACUCCUCACCCUGAAGCCAGACCUCUCCCUCCAGACGGGGGGGAUCUGGCUGAAUCAGCUCUGAAGCCAUCUCUGGGGUUUGGGUAUUCCCCAAGAUAAAGAACUCUGCAGCUCGAAAGCCCUUAGACUUGUUUGUGUCCUCUCCCUCCCUGGCUCCAGGGAAGAUAGUGGGACCAGCUCCCCUCAUGUCUCAGCAGGAAGCCUUGCCCUCAUUUCUGUAUCCCCUCCCUUCCCUUGCCAUUUCCCAGGAUGUCCUGACACUCCAGCAAAUCGGGGGCUUACUUUCCAAUGGGCAAGAGUGUCCCCUCCCAACUAGGAUCUUCCUGCUGACCACAGGAGCUGUUUGUGACCCAGGCAUAAGAGGUGCAUUGGAGGAGGCCCUCUCCCUUCCCCCAUCACUGUCCCCCAUGUCCUCCUGCCCUCCACAUGCACUCACCUUGCUACCUACGUUCUGCCUUAACUGUGCAUUCCUAGUUCUCAGGUUUGCAUGUCCAGCUCAGACUAGCACCCUAUCUCCCUCACAGGGAAAAAUCUCAGAGGAACCUUAGCUUCGUGUAAAGGUAUUGCUGAUAGUUAGCAAGCCUGGGUGAAGGGCAGAACCAUAUUGGUGCUCUAAUUCAAUACUUCCCCCCACCCCGGAUUCCUCUUGUAGGCACCCAUACCUUCAAACCUGUGUGCCUAUGCCUGUGCCCAUAUCAAGCUGACUCAAUUUGCUUUUUCCAUGGGAAGCAAAAUGUCUGUGCUGAGCAUUGGUCCCCACCCCCCACCCCACCCCCACCCCUGAUCCAUUGGGUACACAGCCACCUGUCCUCAGGUCACAUGGCAUCUUGAGUGGAUCUUUGGGGGAUGGGAUAAAGUGGAAUUCUCUUUCGUGUUCCCCUUUUCUCCCUGGGAAAUCUUUGUGGGCAUGCAAUCCUGAAAAGCAAACCAGCUUGGUUUAGAGGUGGGGAAUGGAGCCCCCUAGUACUGUGAAGGAGAAAGGGCCCUACAGCCAAUUAGGAGAAACCUCUACUGGGGCAAAGAAAGUAAAUAUCUGGCUCCUUUGGAGUCCAAAAACCCAGCACCUUAAAAGAACUGCCUGAACCUCUCCAAGAGGCAGCAGGAGAAUAAGUGUCUGGCAGCCCAAUUGGAUUUUGAAUCUAGUUUCUGCUCCUUCCCCUCCCCAGGGAGUUGAGUCAGCUCUGCACUGAGGUCUUGGCUCAAAUUGGCCCUUCAGGCCCCUCUCAGAGGCCAAUGGGCAGUACCAGCCUGCCAUUUUCUCAGGAUUCCCACAGUUGCCAAGGCUGUUCUGGAUUUUCAGUGCUGCUGACUUCCUUCCCACUCUUCCUCUGCCUUCUUAGGCACAUGCUCCUGUUUGCCUCAAGCCUAUCAACAAGUCAUCCCACUUUUUCUGUUUUCACUUCUACUGACAGAUUUUAUGUGGCUGGACAGGGGCAGCAGUCACAGCCCAUUCACCCCUCAGGACUAGACUUUGCCCCACCAGGUAUGUCUGCUGCCCCUCAGCCUCUUGACCAUGUAGACCCUUUGUAGCCCCAGGGGCUAGUUGGUGGGCUGUGUGGCUUCCAGCCUGCUGUCCCCUCCCUCCUGCUGAACCAGUUUGAUCUUAUUUUUCUUUUCCCUGUCCCCCAGCAUCGUGCCCCACCUAUGUAAAUAUUAAUAUAUUCCGUUUGUCUCCA